Molecule: messenger RNA, 792 nt
Organism: Musa acuminata AAA Group (dessert banana)
Lineage: Eukaryota; Viridiplantae; Streptophyta; Magnoliopsida; Zingiberales; Musaceae
Product: bZIP transcription factor 27
Exons: 1
Coding region: 1-792 (263 amino acids)
Biological process (GO): positive regulation of DNA-templated transcription
Cellular component (GO): nucleus
Molecular function (GO): DNA-binding transcription factor activity
Source: RefSeq, a predicted model, not a curated record
AUGUGGCGUUCAGAGCAAGGCAACAACCACCAUGGAAGCACUAACAACAGGGUGGCGUCCUCCUCCUCUUCCUCCUCAUCGUCAUCAAGAUCCUCACCUUCGUCGACCACCUCCAGUCUCCUCCCACAGGCACCAAAGAGGAGGACCAUGGAGGAGGUUUGGAAGGACAUCGGUCUCCGCAGCCUCCACCACCAGGAAAGGCUCCUCACACCUCUGAACCACCAGCGCCACUCUCCCACCGCCUCACCCUCCUUCAGGGCCAUCAUCCUUCAGGACUUCCUUGCAGGACCCAUGAAUAGGCCUCAUGCCGCCGCCAAGAACUUGCCGCUGCCGCCCUCCACCAUGCCCCCUACUGCCCUCAGCUUGAGCCCUCGUCUGGAAAUCCAGCUCAUGGGGUCCGAUGCCCAUGGCAACUCCAACUCCAGCUCCAACGGCUGCCGCGCCUCCUUCAUCUCCCCUGCUUUCUCCGACAACAUGGUCCGCCCGCCCUCGCCCAUCGGCCUCUUCUCCUUCUGCUCCAAGGAGGCGAUGUCGGAGGACCCCGCUGCUUGCGGCGACCUCCGGCACAAGCGCAUGAUCAAGAACCGGGAGUCCGCUGCCCGAUCGCGCGCGAGGAAACAGGCAUCUCCUCCAAUCCUUCUCUCCGUUUGCUUAAAAUGUCUUGGCUCCUGGCUUCUCACUGUACCACGAGCUUUCCAACUUGAUCACAGGCUUAUAUCAAUGAGCUGGAGCUGGAGGUUGCUCGACUGUUGGAGGAGCAAUCCAGCCUACAGAAAGAACUCGACGAGGUGA